AUGAAUUCUGAUGAAGAAUAUUCACUGGUAUAUGAUGAUGAUGACGAUGACAACGAUUCCUUAGAUUUUUAUGAAGCUCUUCCAGCAACUGAAUUUGCUAUUAAUAUAUCUAAAUCUAGAUCACAUUUAAGUCAAAGCUCGGAAUUUGACAUUGAGGAGGACCCAUUAAGUAAUGAUGAUAUGGCAGAAAGUAUGUUAGAUGUACACGUUUCUGCAUCUGCCAAAAGAGCUUUAACUGAGGGUAGUGUUCCUGAUUUAAAAUAUGAAUGUCUUACUACGGAGGAUAUAUUUCAUAGAAUGUUGAAAAGAGUGGAUCAUUUGCAGCCCAUAUUCUCUAUCCCUCAUGAAGACAUACUUCUUCUGAUGCAAUUAUAUGACUGGAAUGAAGAACGUUUAUUGGAGGAUUGGACAGAAAAGAUGGAUAUCCUUUUGGAGGAAUCUGGUAUCCAUGUUAGCCAUAAUUCUAAUGGUAUUGAAGGAAAUGAUAAGAAUGGUAAUAUUAGGGGAGUUAAAUUUCAAGAGUCUUUUAAUUGUAUAAUUUGUUGUGAAGAGAAAUCUACUGAAACUUUCUCUUUAGAAUGUGGCCAUGAAUAUUGUAUUGAUUGUUAUAGGCAUUAUAUUAAAGACAAGCUUAACAAAGGCAAUGUAAUAACAUGUAUGGACUGUUCUUUAGCAUUGAAAAAUGAUGAUAUCGAUAAAAUAAUGGGACACCAAUCAAGUAAUAAAUUGAUGAGCUCAUCAAUUAAAAGUUUUAUACAAAAGCAUAAUAAUAAUUAUAAAUGGUGUCCAUAUACAGAUUGUAAAUGCAUUAUUCAUCUAAAAGAUACAUCUUCCUUUGCUGAAUAUUUAAGAGUACAUUGUUCGCCGUUUGUUUCUUGCAAGUCAUCUCAUAGAUUCUGUUUUAGUUGUGGAUUUGAGAUACAUUCACCAGCAGAUUGUGAUAUAACUACAACUUGGAUAAAGAAAGCUAAAAAAGAAUCAGAAAAUUUAAACUGGGUUUUAUCUCAUACAAAAGAAUGUCCAAAAUGUUCUGUAAAUAUUGAAAAAAAUGGUGGUUGCAAUCAUAUGGCUUGUUCAAGUUGUAAAUAUGAAUUUUGUUGGAUAUGUAGUGGUGAUUGGAAACCCCAUGGAAGCAAUUUUUACCAGUGUACAAUGUAUAAUAAUGAAGAUUCAAAAAGUAAGACCUCCGUUGAAGAUACCUCAAAGACUUUAAAAAGAUACACUUUCUAUUAUAGAAUGUUUAAUGAGCAUGAAGCAUCUGCUAAAUUGGACUGGCAAUUGGGUCAAACAGUAGAAAAUAAAGUUAAACAUCUUCAAGAAAAGAUUGGAGUGUCUUGGAUCGAAGGGCAAUUCUUAACUGAGAGUUUAAGAGCAUUAAAUGAAGGGCGUACAGCGCUUAAAUGGUCAUUUGCAAUAGCAUUCUAUUCUGAUCCAUCGCAUAAUUUAACUAAGAUAUUUGUUGACAAUCAAAUGUUAUUAUCUAAUUCUGUUGAAGAUUUAUCAGAACUACUUCAAAUAAAAAAUCCAGAAAAAAUAAUGAACAAGAAAACAGAUUUCUACAAUAAAGCAGGGUAUGUUACAAACAGAACAUUGGCUCUAAUACAAUGUGGGAGAGAUUUAUUACGUAAAGGAAUCUGUAAACCAACUAACUAA
Vanderwaltozyma polyspora DSM 70294 is the source of this 1653-nucleotide messenger RNA. RefSeq names its product E3 ubiquitin-protein ligase HEL1 (gene HEL1). NCBI's taxonomy places the organism in Eukaryota, Fungi, Ascomycota, Saccharomycetes, Saccharomycetales, Saccharomycetaceae. Gene Ontology annotation, molecular function: ubiquitin protein ligase activity; ubiquitin conjugating enzyme binding; zinc ion binding. Gene Ontology annotation, cellular component: cytoplasm; ubiquitin ligase complex. The coding region runs from base 1 to 1653 and encodes 550 amino acids. The record is from RefSeq and is a predicted model, not a curated record. Gene Ontology annotation, biological process: ubiquitin-dependent protein catabolic process; positive regulation of proteasomal ubiquitin-dependent protein catabolic process; protein polyubiquitination. The transcript has a single exon.